AUGGCGGAUUCCUCGAGCGCCGCCGCGACCGCAGUCGCUACGCUGUUGGAGCGCUUCAGCUCGACAUCUUCCGUCAAGCUGAUUGCCUCGGCUGUAGCCCUCGUCGUCACGAUCCUCAUGGUCAUUGACAAGUUCGUCGCCGCGCCCGUUGAUCCCCGCGAGCCCCCCGUCGUCAAGGGCCUUCUCCCCAUCAUCGGCCACUGGAUCACCGUGAACACAUCGUAUCCUGGUGUCUACGAGAAGCUGGCUAAACGCACAAAGCUCCCCAUAUGCACAAUCCCCGUCCUCGGCAAGAAAAUGUACGUCAUCAACAGCGCGCCCUUGGUCCAGAGCGCCAUGCGCAACAAGACGCUCGAGUUCGGCGCCCGCAUCGAGGAGAUUGGCCGCGCCAUGGGCAUCAACCCGGACAUCACCCACCGCCUCGUCAAGGAGAACGCCGUCGAGGAGAUCUCCCGCGUCACCAUCUCGGCCCUGUCCGGCGAGAACCUGCUCAAGCUGAACCUGAGCGCCCUCGACUACAUUGGCAGCCGCUUCAACGAGGUGAAGCCCGGAAGCCCCGAAAAGAUUGAUGAUGUGUUUUACUGGGCUCGUGGGUUGAUUGGUGUUGCGACGACGAGGGCUUUGUAUGGCGAGCAUAGCCCGUUUAACAAUUUGGAGCUGGUUGAUGCCAUCUGGACAUACGAGAGCGGCAUGGGCAAGAUGCAAUACGGCUGGAUCUCCAAAAUCAUCGCCGGCAAAGCCCUCGAAGCCCGCAAAAAGAUCGUCACGGGCCUCGUCGGCUACUACAUGCGCAAGAUGGACCAGGGCCCGACCGUCUCCGCCACCAUCCGCGGCCGCGCCGAGUUCUGGCGCGGCUUCGGCCUCUCGGACAUCAUGCUCGGCGCCAUGGACUCCCUCCCCGCCGCCUCGACCGUCAACACCGCGCCCUCCAUGUUCUGGCUCAUCGUCAACGUCUUCGCCAACCCAAAAUACCUCGCCCGCGUCCGGGAGGAGGUCGAGUCCUCGGCCGCGCUGGCUGUCACCGCCGAGGGCGGGAAACGCGUCGCCACCAUCGACGUCACGGAGCUGGGCAAGUCGUGCGCCUACGUCGUCGCGUGCUACCGCGAGACGCUCCGCUCGGAGAACACCGUCACCGGCAGCCGGACCGUCACGAGCAAGGACACGACCAUCACGGACCACGAGACGGGAAGGCAGUACCUCCUCAAGGAGGGCGUCGAGGUGCAGUGGAGCGCGUCCGUGAUGCACAAGAAGCCCGUCUGGGGUGAGGACGGCGAGGAGUUCAACCCGGAGCGGUGGCUCAAGAACACGCCCGACAUUGCCAAGGGCACAAAGGAGUCGUUUGUACCGUUUGGCGGCGGCAAGCACCUCUGCCCCGGCCGCAACUUCGCGUUUGCCGAGUUGUUGGGCGCGGUGGCGUGCUUGGCUGUCGGGUUCGAGCUCGAGGGCGUGCAGGUACCGGAUCAUGAGAUGCCUUUCUCUACUUCGGGUCUGCGGUCGCCGAUUUAUGGAAGCAAGUCUAGCAAGGCGACUCUUUCGAGGCGGGCUGGAUGGGAGGAUGUUGAGUGGAGAUUUAAAUAG
Molecule: messenger RNA, 1578 nt
Organism: Colletotrichum paranaense
Lineage: Eukaryota; Fungi; Ascomycota; Sordariomycetes; Glomerellales; Glomerellaceae
Product: prostacyclin synthase
Exons: 3
Coding region: 1-1578 (525 amino acids)
Molecular function (GO): iron ion binding; oxidoreductase activity, acting on paired donors, with incorporation or reduction of molecular oxygen; monooxygenase activity
Source: RefSeq, a predicted model, not a curated record